This is a messenger RNA of Trypanosoma theileri, 1536 nucleotides long. RefSeq lists its product as uncharacterized. Bases 1 to 1536 code for a protein of 511 amino acids. The transcript has a single exon. The record is from RefSeq and is a predicted model, not a curated record. Lineage: Eukaryota; Euglenozoa; Kinetoplastea; Trypanosomatida; Trypanosomatidae.
AUGGAUAAUAAUUGGGAUGGCAUUCAAUAUUUCGUGAAGUGGGCCAAGUUGCUAUCUUAUGCUGAUAUACUUGUCAAUCGAUUCAAGGCCGCAGGAUGUGAUUCAGCUGCAGAUGAGCUUAAGAUGAUAAGAGAUGAAUUUAAUUAUCAUAUAAGUAUCAAAUCCAAUGGUGAGGUCUUUCGUAAGGCCUGGGAAGCAGUCGCUGCAAUGCCGGACAAGUGGGAAGAAACAGUUGAUAACACCGAUUGGGAUGAGGCCAGACCAAAGGACGAUGCCGAAUGGGAACAGUGGAAUGCGUUUAAACUUAAUGGCGAUGAUUGUGCUCAAAUUUUUGAGAGUGAAAUGCAAAGAUUAACUACAAUCACGAAAGCCAAAUUACAAGUGAAAUAUGAUGAGGCUGUCAAGCGCUGGGAGGCCGCCAAGAAGGCCACGGAAGAUGCUGACGGAGAAGUGCGUCAGAAAUGGAAGUUAACGCGAAAAAAACAUGAAAGUGCCAGAAAAUAUCAUCUUGUUUGGUCAGAAGUUUGGAAAGCAAAGAUAUCUUUUCUUGAAAAGGGUGAACAAGAAUGGGCUGCUGAGUGUGAAAAAUGGGAGACAUGUGUAAAUUUAAUGAUCCAGCAGCAUGGUGUUGAUUCCGAUCUCGCGCAGAUCGCAAGGUACCGCUCAGAACUAACUUCUACAAAGGAGUUUACAGGGGAUUGGGGCUUUCCACAUUGUACGAAGUGGUACCAGUUGAUAUACAAAUCUAAGCUAUUGUACCGUCAAUUCAAGGUUGCCGGAUGUAGUGCAGAAGCAGAUGAGGUUCUGUUGGAAAGAUGUGAAUUUGAUGAUUGUAUAAAAAAAGAAUCCAAUGGUGAAGCCUUUUGUGAAGCCCGGUGUAUAGCCCAAGCUAUGCUAAACACGUGGGAAAAAACCAAUAAUCGCACCGCCUGGGAUAAGACCAAACCAGAGUACGAUGACGAAUUGAAUAAGUGGAAUGAGUUUAAACCUAAGGGUGAACAGUAUGCGAAGAAGUUGGAGGCAAAGAUUAACUCUCUUUAUGGACGUGUACAUUUGCAAGCUCAGACGUUCGAAGGUAAUGUUGAACAAAAGAACAAGAGAGACAAGGAACGCAAGAAGCUCCGUAAAUUGGAGAAAGAAGUAAAUCAAAAGUUAGAUAAAAUCCGCAGAUUGAAGAAAAGACGAUGGCGCAAGAAGAUCCGUAAAUUGAAGGGUGUAAUAAAAAGAAAGAAGAAGGAAAUUGAUAAACUUAUUAAAGAUGGCGGUAAACAUCGCAACAGGAUUCGUAAAUUAAGGGCCAAAAUCCAGAAAUAUUAUAAAAGGAUCCAAAACGUGAAGGAUGAAGUGAAACAGAGACGCCAGAAAAUCAAAGAAUUAGAGCGUGAAGUGGCGCAAGGGAAGAAGAAAGUUCGUCAGUUGAGGAAUACUAUUGCUCGAAAGGACGAAGCAAUCCGAGAGCGUGGGCGCCCAGUGAAGGAAUUGGGUAGCUCUCUCGAGUUGCCUGCACAGGUCCAGACAACACUGAUCAGAGAUUAG